Messenger RNA from Cyprinodon variegatus (sheepshead minnow), 1592 nucleotides. RefSeq names its product forkhead box P2. Lineage: Eukaryota; Metazoa; Chordata; Actinopteri; Cyprinodontiformes; Cyprinodontidae. The transcript has 13 exons. The record is from RefSeq and is a predicted model, not a curated record. Gene Ontology annotation, molecular function: DNA-binding transcription repressor activity, RNA polymerase II-specific; RNA polymerase II cis-regulatory region sequence-specific DNA binding. Bases 80 to 1255 code for a protein of 391 amino acids. Gene Ontology annotation, biological process: regulation of transcription by RNA polymerase II. Gene Ontology annotation, cellular component: nucleus.
UCAGCCGUCCAGCAGGAAAGUCAAAGAGCUUCCUGCUCAGCACCUCCUGCAGGAGCAGAAACCGUCUGAAUCUUCAGAGAUGCAGCAGUUAUGGGAAGACAUCAAAUCUGCUCUUUCCAUCAGUGGGCCGAAGAUGAAGGAGAAACUAGGGAGCAGCGAGGAGCUGCAUGAUUCUCCUCUCAGAUCUGAUCGCUGUGCUGCAAACGAGGAUCAGGCUUCAGCAGACGUGCUCUUCAGUCACGGCGUGUGCAACUGGCCUGGUUGUGAAUCAGUUUGUGAAAAUGGCCGCCAGUUUUUCACGCAUCUGAGCAGUGAACACAGGUUGGAUGAGCGGAGCACCGCCCAAUGCCGAGUCCAGAUGCAAGUAGUCCAGCAGCUCCAGCUGCAACUCUGCAAAGAGCGGCAGCGUCUGCACGCCAUGAUGACUCACCUGCAUCUGCCUUGGCUGCAGCCUCAGUCACCUCAAUCUGAUGCAGCUGCAGACCUUCUGGGCUCACAGCUCCGCCCAGCAGCGUUCACCUCCAAACCUCGGAGCGUUGCCAGGUCUCCACCUCGAGGCUGUGAGGAAGAGGGGCCCAUUUUCAGAUACUCCCCGAGGGCCAUGAGGCAUCAUCCCCCUCUGUUCUCUCUGUCUUCAGAAAAUGAGUAUGAGCUCUACAGGAACGCUGACAUCAGACCCCCCUUUACCUACGCAGCCCUGAUCCGACAGGCCAUAAUAGAAGCCUCAGAUAUGCAGCUCACACUCAAUGAGAUUUACAACUGGUUCUCCAGGACCUUUGCAUAUUUCAGACGCAACGCUGCCACCUGGAAGAACGCUGUCCGGCACAACCUGAGCCUCCACAAGUGCUUUGUGCGCGUGGAGAAUGUGAAAGGUGCAGUGUGGACGGUGGAUGAGGAGGAAUAUCAGAGGAGGAGGUCUCAGAGGAUCACAGGGAGUCCAUCACUGAUGAAAAGAGUCUCCUCAGGUCUUCCUCUGGCCGCAGUUCUGCACUCCAGCUUUCAGGCCUCGCUGGGAGAAGCAUCGCUAAACCGACUCAAUAAGGAGAGUUUUAGACUUAGAGAGGAGAACAAAACAGCAGAAGGCAAAAGCGUCCAAAAACAAAACCCCUCUUCUGAGGUCCAACAGCAACUUUUUUUGGAAGAUGGGGAGCUGAAUUUAAAUGAGGAAGAGGUUCAGCUGCCAAGAGUCAAACCAGUCAGUCUGCAGCCAAACAUUCAUGGAAGCAACGAGGAGCUUUUAUUUGGCCUUGAAUGACCCUUCAGGUGUGACUCAGAGCUGCCACUUUAAUUUAGAUAAUAAAACCUGCAUCCGUGGAUUAAGAUUCCCAUGAUUUGUUAGGUUUGCAGUUAUUCAGCACGUCCUGGGACUCCAUCCAGAUGUUUGAUUUAAGGAUCCAUCCAGAUGUUUGAUUUAAGGAUCCAUCCAGAUGUUUGAUUUAAGGAUCCAUCCAGAUGUUUCAUUUAAGGAUCCAUCCAGAUGUUUGAUUUAAUGAUCCAUCCAGAUGUUUAAUGUAAGGACCCAUCCAGAUGUUUGAUUUAAGGAUCCAUCCAGAUGUUUGAUUUAAGGAUCCAUCCAGAUGUUUGAUUUAAGG